CAAAUAAACUAACAUAUUAACAUACGCAUUACUUUAAAUAGUUUAACAUUAAGAAGUGGUCAGCCUUUACAAGUGUACAACUUACAAGGUACCAGUGUGAUGUUUAGUUCAUCUAUGAUAAAUACAGAUAAUGACAUUGAAAACCACAAAACUGUAUACAAAAUUUAAUAAUAUAAUUCUUGGUAAUUGAAAGUGGGGCUUAUCGCAUAACGAUUUCGAUAUUUAGGUCCAGAAUAUGACCGCGUCUAGGCGCAGGCAGUUCGGUGCAUAGCGUGCGAAGCAAACACAUUUAUAAAACGGAUUAGCACGCAGUGUUGCAUGAAAAACUGACUACAUUGGCAAAGAGCUACCAGAAUUGAUGCAAUCGAAAAUGAGAAAGACCAUCAUUUUUCAUUAGCUAACGUGUCUCGGUUGAAACGUUCAGAGUUAUCAUCAUCCUGUGAUAUAUUGACAGUGGUUGCCAUGUGUGAAAGGCAUGUUGUAGUUUUCACUUUUGUGGCAGUAGUGGCGGCCUUCAUUUGUGCAGUUAAGGGCAAAUUAGCGCCUGAUUUUAUACACCCCUGCAAUACAACCGGGUCAGCAUGUCUAGUGCAAGCUACCCAAGACGCAAUUCCGGAGUUUUCCCAAGGCCUCCCUGAACUUGGAGUGCCUCCGCUAGAUCCUUUCAUCAUCGAAGAGCUGCCAAUUCAGCUUCCUGGUGUCAAGGUUACGUUCCUAGAUGGCAAAGUCACUGGUCUUAAAAAGUGCCAAGUGCUGAAUGUUGAAGCUUAUUUAGAAAGGAAUGUAUUUAUUCUCGAGAUUCGCUGCAACAUCACGAUCAAAGGGAAGUACACAGCAGUGGGGAGGCUGCUGCUCUUUCCGAUAAAUGGAGAAGGAGACUCAAAAAUAAAAAUUGUAAAUUCUGUAAUAAAAUUGAACAUAAAGACGAAAUACUUCAAGGAUGAAGAAGGGCGUGACCACUUCGGCAUAAAGAGUUAUAGAUACUCCUUUGAUUACGGUGACAGAGUUCAUUACACAAUCAACAACUUAUUCAAAGGAAAUCCGGAGCUGAGUAACACAGUACUGCAAUUCUUGAAUGAAAAUUGGAAAAUAGUGACGGAAGAAUUUGGUCAACCGGUAGUAGACUAUGCAAUGAACGUGACGAUAGAAACAGCCAAGAAAUUCUUCGACGCCGUCCCGUAUGACGAAUUACUUCAUGUACCUAUACCUAAGUACUAAUUAUAAUUUUAAGCCUAUUGAAUGGCUGUAUAGGUUUGUAUGCUACCAAUAAAGAGACAUAUAGUUACAUAUUUAUUUAGUUAUCGUAUAAAAUAACACGUUGUAAUUUGUUUUAAAAUACAGCGUCAUGCUUGACACAUAGAAGUGAUGUAAAUAUAGCACAAUUGGUCUAGUAAUUAUAAGAACUAAAUCUUAUUUCACUAAUUUAACGGUAAUACUCGUUUUAUCCAAUUGAUACCAAUGCGAUGUAAACAGUUCAAUAAAGCCAUAAUUGUAUGAAAUUAUCCUCUUAUCGCUAUGUUUGAUUUACCAAAGUUAGUCUCUAAAAAGUGUUAUAUACUAUUUUAAGUUUUCUAUAUAUGUUGCUUUAUAUUAUCUUUAUUCACUAAAUUUUCAGUUAUACAAGACUAGCUUGUUAAAGAUUCACAAAUUUUGCUUGUGCGUAAGUUUUAGUUUUUUUUUAAAUAUUCAUUGAAUUCUUAUAAUAACGAAACUAUGACCUUAUGUUCUAGUUUUAUAAUAAUGUAUAGUUAUCUUGUUAACUGAUAAUGAAUCCCCAACAGUGUUGUUGGCAUCAAAAACCUGGAUGAAGCAAUAUGUAUUUUAAUUGUACAAUAUACUAAGAUACACUAAACUGAAAUAGAUUUUUAUAGCACCUUAAUUUAAGUAAUUAAUACUAAUAAUAGUACUAAUAUUAAUUA
This is a messenger RNA of Pieris brassicae (large cabbage white), 1919 nucleotides long. RefSeq names its product protein takeout-like. The record is from RefSeq and is a predicted model, not a curated record. The transcript is spliced from 5 exons. NCBI's taxonomy places the organism in Eukaryota, Metazoa, Arthropoda, Insecta, Lepidoptera, Pieridae. Bases 463 to 1218 code for a protein of 251 amino acids.